Adineta ricciae is the source of this 612-nucleotide messenger RNA. Lineage: Eukaryota; Metazoa; Rotifera; Eurotatoria; Adinetida; Adinetidae. The record is from the annotation of a GenBank genome assembly.
AUGACUACUUCUUAUUUAAGUAAAGGCGCUCUUAGCGCUGGUGUCGGUUUAACAAUUUAUGCCGGUUUAACAUAUAUGUUAACAAACUAUGGCUUUCGUUUUGAUAUUGGUUGGUUUCUUCUCUCUAUUUCACCUUAUCAAUGGGCGUUAAUUGGUAUUGCUUUGGCUGUGUCGUUAUCUGUUCUCGGAGCUGCAUUAGGUAUAUUUGCUACUGGUGUCAGUAUAUUAGGCGGUGGAGUAAAAGCACCGCGUAUUCGAACGAAAAAUCUUAUUUCGAUCAUCAUGUGCGAAGCUGUCGCUAUUUAUGGAUUGAUUAUGGGCAUUGUUAUAUCGGGUUCAAUCACGAGUUUUAUGACAACAAAACCGGAAGAGCUAGCUCUCAAAUAUCGUGCCGGUUAUAAAUUAUUUGGCGCUGGUUUAACUGUUGGCCUAUGCAACCUAUUUUGUGGUGUUUGUGUUGGUCUCGUUGGAUCAGGAGCUGCAUUGGCUGAUGCACAAAAUUCAUCGUUAUUCGUUCGUAUACUCAUCAUCGAAAUUUUCGCUAGUGCAAUUGGACUUUUCGGCCUUAUUGUCUCUAUUCUUCAAUCGAACGGAGCCAAUAUGUCUGAUUAG